Messenger RNA from Verticillium nonalfalfae, 972 nucleotides. RefSeq lists its product as uncharacterized. NCBI's taxonomy places the organism in Eukaryota, Fungi, Ascomycota, Sordariomycetes, Glomerellales, Plectosphaerellaceae. The coding region runs from base 1 to 972 and encodes 323 amino acids. Gene Ontology annotation, biological process: ribonucleoside monophosphate biosynthetic process; purine nucleotide biosynthetic process; 5-phosphoribose 1-diphosphate biosynthetic process. The record is from RefSeq and is a predicted model, not a curated record. The transcript has 7 exons. Gene Ontology annotation, cellular component: ribose phosphate diphosphokinase complex; cytoplasm. Gene Ontology annotation, molecular function: magnesium ion binding; ribose phosphate diphosphokinase activity.
AUGCUCGAUCAAAUGGCGAACGAGAUCAGGCUCCUAUCCGGGAGCGGGCACCCGGAGCUCAGUGCUCUGAUGGCGAGCCGACUCGGAAUCGAAGUCGCCAACACAACGAGCCUGCAAUAUUCGAACCAGGAGACAAGGGUCAUCAUCGGCGAGUCGGUUCGCGACGAGGAUGUCUUCAUUCUCCAGUCGACAGCCCCCGGCGAGGUCAACGACGGCCUCAUGGAGCUGUUCAUCAUGAUCAGCGCCUGCCGCAGCGCCUCGGCGCGCCGCAUCACCAUCAUCCUCCCCAACUUUCCCUACGGCCGCCAGGACAAGAAGGACAAGUCUCGCGCCCCGAUCAGCGCCAAGCUUAUGGCAAAGAUGCUCGAGGUGUCCGGCUGCAACCACGUCAUCACGAUGGACCUGCACGCCUCCCAGAUCCAGGGCUUCUUCAACGUCCCCGUUGACAACCUCUACGCCGAACCGUCCAUCCUCCACUGGAUCCGCAAGAACCUCGACGUCGAGAACACCGUCAUUGUCUCACCCGACGCCGGCGGCGCCAAGCGCGCCACCUCGAUCGCCGAUCGCCUGAACACGGCCUUUGCGCUCAUCCACAAGGAGAGGCCGCGCCCCAAUGUUGUUGGCCGCAUGGUGCUCGUCGGUGACGUCCAGGACAAGGUCGCCAUCAUUGUCGAUGACAUGGCCGACACGUGCGGAACUCUCGCGAAAGCCGCCGCUACCCUCAACGAGCACGGCGCUCGCCAGGUCUUCGCCAUUGUCACGCACGGCAUCCUCAGCGGUAACGCCAUUGAGACGAUCAACCAGUCCUGCCUCUCUGGCGUUGUUGUGACGAAUACUGUGCCCCUCGGUGACAAGGUCGAGCGAUGCCCCAAGCUCAAGGUCAUUGACGUGUCGGCAACGUUGGCCGAGGCCAUCCGCAGAACCCACAAUGGCGAGUCCGUCUCGUAUCUCUUCACCAACGCUCCCCUGUAA